This is a messenger RNA of Ceutorhynchus assimilis (cabbage seed weevil), 2667 nucleotides long. The record is from the annotation of a GenBank genome assembly. Lineage: Eukaryota; Metazoa; Arthropoda; Insecta; Coleoptera; Curculionidae.
CACGACCAGCUCAGUGAACCGCCGACCAUCGUUAAGACAGCACCACGUCCGAUCUUGCUAGGGACACCAAAGCACGUGCGAGCGCGAGAGUACCACCAAAACUACCUCCAUGGACAAUUCGGAAUUUUUUAUUUUUUAUUUGUCGGUGGUUUCUAGUGUUGGAGUGACAAUGUACUUAUGAACAAAAAAAUUGUUUCAUUUGACUAUUAUUGAUAUGAUGACUAUGACAGAUUACUUACCAAGUGGCCUUUUUGGGUUUUUUAUUAAGUGUUAAAAUAUCGAGUGAUUUAGAAGUGUAGUUAGCUCUUGGGACAAGCAUAACAGUUGACUGAGUUAUUUUGGAUUUUUUUUUGAAAAAUUGUUGUGUCUGGACUGUAUGUGCUGAAUUUUUGGUUGAACUAGUGAGUUUAACCAGGAGGGAAAAAAAGAUCCGGCAGUUCUUGGCCGGUCCACCGAUGUCCACUGCGGACGCAGCCCUCAGCCUUUUGCACCCUGCUUGGCUACCGCGUUGCCGCCCUUACCUUCUACCGCCACCAGUUAUUAUGAGAGAAAAGGACUCGUCGCCUAGAAAGAUGCUGGUGGCCCAAAGCGGACACUCGUCUCCUAAACAAGCAGCUGUGUAUCCGUUAUCGGUUAGAGUCCCACCACCGGAAGAUGCACCGUUCGAUCUUAGCAGAAACACCACAAGGUCUUCCCCAGGUCCACACAUGAGUCCUGCAGGAAGACCGCACGAGCAGCACAGCGAAGAACAGCCACUAGACUUAAGGGUGGAGCACAAAAAGCUCAGUCUGUUGAUAAUGAGGCGGCAGGUUGAAGACGAAAAUCGUAACAUAAUCUCGUCGCCAGCUCCUAGUACUUCAAGCGAAAAAGAAGAAGUAAUAGUCGAAGAUCGAUCUUCGCCACCUACUCCAAACAAUAUUCCUAAACCGUCGUUUUCACCUCAGCUUCCGGCAUACCCUGGAAUGCUCUUCCCACCUCAACCGAUUCAUCCGAUGAUGCUGGAAGCGAUGUACCGAGCUCAGGGUGGCGACAAAGUUCCAAGGUUACCAUUACCUUACCCACCAUCGCCUGGAUACCCCCAAAGAUACCCUUUCCUAAGCCCUAAUAUGCUUAGCCCUCCUGUAAAUAAUGUUCCUUUUGAUAUGUUAAGAAACGCCCCGAGCGCACCUCCACCACCACCGAAAGUAUUCGAUCCGGCAAGUGGUAAGCCAAAAGAUAGGUACGCGUGUAAGUUUUGCGGUAAGGUAUUUCCAAGAAGUGCAAAUUUGACGCGACAUUUACGUACCCACACUGGAGAGCAGCCUUAUAAAUGUAGAUACUGUGAACGAAGCUUUAGUAUAUCUAGUAACCUACAGCGACACGUUAGGAAUAUUCACAAUAAGGAAAAACCAUUUAAAUGUCCUUUAUGCGAACGGUGCUUUGGACAGCAAACGAACUUGGACAGGCACUUGAAGAAACACGAAGCUGAUGGUCCAACAAUUUUAGACGAACGAAAUCUACAACGAAGAAACUUGAAUAGAAAUCUGAGUGAAGAAUCUUAUUUCGAAGAAAUAAGAUCGUUUAUGGGUAAAGUGACCGAUGGCAGGCUGUUGCAGCAUUUAAAACCAGGGGCCAUUCCUAACUUCCCAUUGUCUCUUCCAACGAAACUUUUCGAUUCUAGUAAAACGAUGCAAGAGCCUGAAAAAUCUUCAACGCCUACUGAAGAAAUUAAAAGAGAUUCUUCAUAUUUUUCCGACAAAGACAAUUAUUCAUCGAGAUCAUCGACAAGCUCAGACGCGUCAAACAAAGAUGAAGAAAUGACAACGAAAAGCGAGGACAAUUUAAAAAAGCAAGAGGACGAAGAUAGCAACAAUAACAACAAUACAUGAUGACUGUGAUAUAUGGUUUUGAAAUUUGCUAAAUAUUGUGAUAGAAAUUCAAUCAAGAGAGGUAUAGUUAUACUUUAUUGAAGGUUGAUCAAAUUAACUAAUUAUUUUUAUCAAAAAAAAAAAAAAAAAAAAUGAAGAAUACCUUUUAAUUUUUGUGACAUUUUGUUUAGCCUUGUUAGCGCGAUCUAUUUUUAGUACUCUUUCCUUUUAAGGUAAAUGCCAAAACACCUACAAGUUUUGAAUGAAAUAACGUAAUUUGUGUGUGUAGAUUCUGGGUGAAAUAAUCGAUAAUAAUUGAUUUUGAUUGGAAAUAUAUUUAAAUUUUUUGCGAUUAAAGUCAAAAUUUAAUGAGGGUUAAAUCAAUUAUUCUAAUUCUAACUUUAUCUCAAAAAUAGUUUUUGCCACUCAGAUACCUACUUAGUCUGAAUUGAGUUGGAUAUAAUAUCAGAAUUAUUAUCGGCUCUUGCUUGACUGCCUUCACCGUUGAACGAAUUGUUUGGAAAAUCCAGAGAAAAUAAUACCUAUUCAAUAUUUGAAUUAUUAUCGACACUUCGGAGAGGUUGUCCAACGAAUCAAGAGCCGAUAAUAAUGAAAAUUUGAAUUUCUAUCGGCACUUGAUUCUGUGAGAUACUUUAAACUUGUCUUUACUCAUAUGAAAAGUUCCAAAAAGUUUUCAGAUUGGUUUAUAGCUGUCCCACUUUCACCCACAAUUUUCUCUUUUCUCUGCUCUUGAUCACUCCAGAACAAUUUUCUGGGAAAUCAAGAACCAGUUGUAGCUGAGAUCAGGACUAUUAUUGGC